UUAAAUGGAAAGUAUGAGUCCCACCCAUUCCAGUUUAAGUACAGUCUAAGCUGCUCCUGCUGGUCUAACACAAACGUCCUCCAGGAAGAGACUGCAGGCGAACUAAACCAUGAGCUACCCUGGAUACCCCCCUCAGGCAGGUGGAUACCCACCACAGCCUGGGGCUUACCCUCCACAAGCCGGAGGCUACCCACCUCAGCCUGGAGUUUACCCCCCCCAAGCUGGAGGUUACCCUCCACAGCCAAGCGGCUAUCCUCCUCAACCUGGUGGCUAUCCCCCACAAGCUGGUGGCUACCCUCCACAGGCGGGGGGCUAUCCACCACAGGCUGGUGGCUACCCACCGGCACCACCACAAGGCAGCUGGGGAGGUGGCCCUGUUGGUGGAUAUCCCUCCAUUGGUCUUGACAACUUAUCCAACCCUGGAUACAAUGCUGGCAUGGUAAGUUUAGUCUAAAAAAUGACCUUCAGA
Molecule: messenger RNA, 469 nt
Organism: Plectropomus leopardus (leopard coralgrouper)
Lineage: Eukaryota; Metazoa; Chordata; Actinopteri; Perciformes; Serranidae
Source: RefSeq, a predicted model, not a curated record